Juglans regia (Persian walnut) is the source of this 1367-nucleotide messenger RNA. RefSeq names its product exopolygalacturonase. The record is from RefSeq and is a predicted model, not a curated record. Lineage: Eukaryota; Viridiplantae; Streptophyta; Magnoliopsida; Fagales; Juglandaceae. Gene Ontology annotation, biological process: carbohydrate metabolic process. Bases 1 to 1287 code for a protein of 428 amino acids. The transcript has 6 exons. Gene Ontology annotation, molecular function: polygalacturonase activity.
AUGAGCCCUGCCUUCCAUGACAAGAUUCUCUUGCUUCUCUGCAUCCUUUGUUUUAAUGGUGUUUUCGGCAGCGGACAAGGGAUACAAGUAGCAGCAGUUUUGGGUGUAGAAGGCAAUGAAGCCCAUAAGAGUAGCCUUGUGCAUCACAAGGGGAGGAGACAUGGUUUGUUUGAUGUCAUGAGCUUUGGCGCUCGAGCAGACGGCCGAACUGAUGAUACUAGGGCCUUCAGAGCAGCAUGGAAAGAGGCAUGUGAAGCGUCAGGUUCGGUGAAUCUUGUGAUACCAAAAGGGACAUACUUGAUUGGCCCUAUCAAGUUUGCCGGCCCAUGCAAUAAUGUAUCAUCUCUGACCGUUCUUAUGAAGGGUCAUUUGAAGGCUACAACAGAUUUGUCCAAUUAUGGAUUCAGUGCUGGUUGGGUUGAAUUUGGAAGGCUGGAAGGGCUAACCUUGACCGGAGGCGGGACCUUUGAUGGUCAAGGUGCCAAAGCCUGGCCUUACAAUAACUGCUCCACUCACUCCAAGUGCAAACUUCUUCCAACUAAUGUAAAAUUCAUGGCAAUGAAUAAGACGGUUGUCCGAGGCAUAACUUCGCUGAAUAGCAAGUUCUUUCACAUAGCUCUUGUGGAGUGCCAGAACUUCAAAGGUAGUAAAAUCAAGAUUUCAGCCCCGGAAAACAGCCCAAACACUGAUGGAAUCCACAUUGAGCGAAGCUCUAGUGUCUAUUUUUCUGGAUCACACAUUGGUACUGGUGAUGACUGCAUUUCUAUAGGACAAGGGAAUUCUCAGGUCACUGUCUCAAGUGUCACCUGCGGACCAGGUCAUGGCAUCAGCGUUGGAAGUCUAGGAAAAUAUCGGAAUGAAGGAGAUGUAAGUGGACUCGUGGUCAGAGAUUGUACCAUUACAGGUACCUCAAAUGGCAUCAGGAUCAAGACUUGGGCCAACUCCCCAGAUAGCAGUGUGGCCACCAAUAUGACAUUUGAGAACAUUGUGAUGAACAAUGUGACCAAUCCCAUCAUAAUCGAUCAAGCAUAUUGUCCAUUCACCUCCUGCACUUCCAUGGCACCAUCUCGAGUGAAGAUCAGUGACAUAUAUUUCAAGAACAUUAGAGGGACUUCGUCCUCAAAGGUAGCAGUGGCACUGGAAUGCAGCAGAGGGAUGCCAUGCCAGAAUAUCUACCUUGAAAAUGUACACUUGGAUCUGUCAACAGGGGAGAAACAUGCCACUUCCACUUGCAAAAAUGUUAGAGCUAAAUACAUUGGCACCCAAAUCCCACCACCAUGUUCUUAGUUUCCAAUCUUAAUUAGAUGCGAUCAAAGUUACUAAUUGCAACUUUACUUCAUUUUGGGAAUAGUUCUGUGUCAGGGAUA